CAAUCAUUGAAGAGCUGCUGCAGCAGUGGCAUGAUGGUGCUUUGAGGACUACUCUACCAUGCAGUCCACCAUGAAUUUCAAUGGACUUGAGCGCAGGGCCAGCCAAGACAAUUACAUUGUGGAUAAUACUCUGAGGAAGAAGUGUUCCCUAUGGUACCGGCGCUCACUGAGGGGAAACAGUGACAGACCAAGGCAGAAUACUGGCUCUCUGCCCAGAGUGCGCAAGGCAAAGCAUUCCUACUCCACCUCACUGGUUGAUUAUUCAGACCCACAAAGGACCACAAUUGUCCUUGAAAAGCACGACAAUGAAACAUUUGGAUUUGAGAUUCAGACUUAUGGGCUGCAGGUGAGGGACAGCUCUGCAGUGGAGAUGUGCACGUUUGUGCGUAAGGUGCAGGAGGACAGCGCUGCUGAGAGUGCUGGUCUGACCGCAGAUGAUAUCAUCAUCACUAUCAACGGUGCCAGCAUUGAAGGAUUGUCUCAUGAACGCGUACUUGACCUAAUAAGAGAAUCUACCAACAAGCUAAAGGUGGAGACUGUAAGUGGAACUGUAGUGAAGCAAAUUGAGUUGGAGAAGAAGCUGAACCUGCUUAAGCUAUCGCUACGUGAGAAAUUGGUGGAGCUGCAAGCGCUGACAUUACAGGAAAAGCGCCUCAUGCGAGGUAACAUGAACAGCAGCAACCACCAGCUCCCCCUGGACUGUUCAGCCAUCCUAAACUCCCCCACAGGCCGCUAUGGCUGCCGAUUCUCCAGCGACAGCAGCUUCAGGAGCGUGAUGACUGAUGACAGUGACCAGGCCAGUGUGUUUGGGGACCUGUGCUCUCCCAGCCCCUGUAGUGCAGCCAGCACCACAGAUGAUGGCUGCUUCUUCUCCAGAGAUUUCUCUGAGCGCGGCAGCUCCAGCAGGUUGUCAUCAAGCUCCAGCCAUCAUCAUCCUCAUCACAACCAACAUCCACCACUCAGUCGCUCCAGCAGCUCCAGUUUGGCCUCCAGCAGCAGCUCUCUCUCCUCUCCUUCCUGGGAUGAAACAAGGAUCUCCUCCUUAUUUGGUACCCUGCCCCGUAAAAGCAGGAAAGCCAGUGUUCGCAAGCACAUCUUCAAGUUGCUUCCUGGACUUCAGCGAUCAGUGGAAGAGGAGGAGACGAACACUCAGUGACAUGUUGUUCUCAUGCUCCCUGUAUCUACUUGGUACUGAGGGCUAACAAGGUUUCUCAUUAUGUGAACCAGUAGCAGAAAGAAAGAGACACUCCAAAUGAAGUGCUACUUCUGAAAUGAACUUUGCAACCUGUUACAGAAGAAGUGUUCCUUUUAAAUGGGAAGGACCAGGGGCAGAUCUAGACUUUUUCACUGGGGUGUUCAAUUCAAUUCAAUUGAAAAUACUUGAUGUAUCCCCAGAGGGCAAUUAAAAGGCCAGAGAGCAGUGGUAUAACAAAGUUGGUUACCGACUAGGGAUGUACAUUUUAAGCAUUUUCCAUGAUCGAUUUUUGGAAAUGUUAACGAUCAAUUAUUGAUUAAUCAUUUAAAAAAAAACAGUUUUACUCUUGUGUUAAAAACAAAGCCAAAUACGUUGUUUUUCCCCUAAAUUAUAUUUUCUACAGCAACAAAAUGCAUGUAACUGACAGUCUUAAAUACGGGUACAUGUUUAACACUGAUUAUCAACAAUCAGGCUCAUAAAAAUAUACUCUGUGGACACAGUCUUAUAAUGUGAAGGCUCAUAAUACUAACAGAAAAGUACUUCCGACUCACAGUGUCAAGUUUUCUGUCUACUCAUUCUUAUUGAGAAAAAUAAACGUGUGUAUUUGAUCAGGUGUCAGCCGGGAGUGCAACCAGGUCAUAAUCAGUCAAGUGUCAGAAAAGCUCAGACGGCUCUGAUGUUGCUGGUCUGCAAACAUAGCGUACUAACAACUCCCACCAGUCUGUUGGAUUUUCCAUCUAAAAGUAGGAAAAUGUCCUGUUUAAAGUUGUCAACCUUCGUGUCGUUGUUGGCAACAGAUGCGUAUUGAUCCUCUUUAAAAAGCGGAGACCUGACGCACAGCCCCAGCCGCCAGCUGAGCGUCUCCGCUGUGCGCAACACCUUAAACAGUUGAUUCACAUCGAAACAUGCUUUAAGGUUAAAACACCUCCCUGAUAGCUGAGUGUAAUAUGAGACCACAUGAUGUUUGUUCCACGUGACGGAAAAUUGAAAACAAAAAUGUAUGUUUUGAGUAAUGUCUUAACUACAACUAAUCCAUAAUCGAUUAAUUGUGUGCAUCCCUAUUACUGACUUAUAUUUCCCCCCUCUAUCACCGUUUAUCAUACUUUACCUGCUAACAAUAAAGUACCCAAAAAAUGUUA
Notolabrus celidotus (New Zealand spotty) is the source of this 2334-nucleotide messenger RNA. RefSeq names its product cytohesin 1 interacting protein (gene cytip). The record is from RefSeq and is a predicted model, not a curated record. NCBI's taxonomy places the organism in Eukaryota, Metazoa, Chordata, Actinopteri, Labriformes, Labridae. Gene Ontology annotation, molecular function: protein binding. The coding region runs from base 59 to 1156 and encodes 365 amino acids. The transcript has 8 exons.